This is a messenger RNA of Acanthopagrus latus (yellowfin seabream), 2368 nucleotides long. Its product is annotated as ras-related protein Rab-11B-like. Gene Ontology annotation, biological process: regulated exocytosis; constitutive secretory pathway. The record is from RefSeq and is a predicted model, not a curated record. The coding region runs from base 120 to 776 and encodes 218 amino acids. Gene Ontology annotation, cellular component: recycling endosome. Lineage: Eukaryota; Metazoa; Chordata; Actinopteri; Spariformes; Sparidae. Gene Ontology annotation, molecular function: GTP binding; GTPase activity. The transcript has 5 exons.
GCUGAACUCACGUGCUUGUUCUCUUCCUCGAAGGCGGUGCCUACUACUAGCUGCCGGUGGGAAGGGCUGUUGUUGUUUGUAGGGAAAGUACUUCAAAAAAGUGCAAAAACUCUUCAAAAAUGGGAACCCGAGAUGACGAGUACGACUACUUGUUCAAAGUCGUACUAAUUGGAGACUCAGGUGUGGGGAAGAGUAACCUGCUGUCCCGUUUCACGAGAAAUGAGUUCAACCUGGAGAGCAAGAGCACCAUCGGGGUGGAGUUCGCCACCCGCAGCAUCCAGGUGGACGGCAAGACGAUAAAGGCUCAAAUCUGGGACACGGCUGGACAGGAACGCUACAGAGCCAUCACCUCAGCGUAUUACCGGGGUGCUGUCGGAGCUCUCCUAGUCUAUGACAUCGCCAAGCACCUGACAUACGAGAACGUCGAGCGCUGGCUGAAGGAGCUGAGGGACCAUGCUGACAACAACAUCGUCAUCAUGCUGGUGGGAAACAAGAGCGACCUCCGCCACCUCAGGGCAGUGCCCACCGAUGAGGCUCGAGCUUUCUCAGAAAAGAACACUCUCUCAUUCAUUGAAACCUCAGCCUUGGACUCCACUAACGUAGAAGAAGCCUUUAAGAACAUUCUCACAGAAAUCUACCGUAUCGUAUCUCAGAAGCAAAUAUCAGACAGAUCCGGAAGUGAUGAGUCUCCAGGAAACAAUGUAGUGGACAUAAGCCUCCCCCCAACCUCGGACGGGCAGAGAGGCAGCAAACUCCCUUGCUGCCAAAGCCUGUGACACUCAUGUUUUCUGUCCCUGUUUGACUCUCUGUCAGUCUUUCCUCUCUUUACCUCUGGUUUACUUCAACUGUCAUGCUGCUGUCAUCACGAUAACCCUUGUGGGUUCAGAAGUUUCCAACACCAAGACUCUUGUAUUUGACAUUCCUUUUUUUUGCUGGUUUCUAUCUACGUUUUUUUCUUUUCUUGGUAUGUUUGUCUUCCUCUGAUUUUAGAAGAGCCUGUGUCUAAAAAAACAAACAAACUAUACAGCAUCAUAAUAGCGUGUUAUGAGGUUGCUCUUAAAGCUGUAGUAAACUGCAAUUUCUUUUUAAUUAACUAGCCUUUAUGGUCCCAUUGACCUGCUCCUGUUAAAGGAAUGGUGAGGGAUCAGUAGACUGUGUAUCAGUGCUUCAAGUGGUUUUCUACUCGCCUCCUUUUCGCUGCUUGCAGUGAUACAGACUUGCAACAGUGGAAUCCCAAUUUCAUGUUUGGUUGACCUGAUUCUGCCUAUCAUGCACUACAAGUCUAGAGGAGGAGAUGAGAAGAAGGUGCCACUGGAGUAUUGAUGUGUACUCUGUCUGGAGUUCUUCUGUUUGCCUCUUCAAUUUUAAUUGAGCCCCGUGCCCGCUGAGGCAUGAAAUUAGCAUGAGCCAGGGUCCAGACUGGCUGUGACUGUCUGAGUUGAUAUGGGCAAGUGUGAAACAAAUGAAAGUGUUUUUAUUUGUGCGGUUGAGUGUGUGUGUGUGUGUGUGUGUGUGUGAAUCAAAGAUACCAAAGGAAACAGAUGCAAUCAUCAUCAGUUAUAGAUUUUCUCAUUAAAGCGCGUUCAAGGCUGCUAAGAUUACAUUUCAUUGCUGUACUUGGCAAACCUAUCUGGGGCUUUUACUGCAACGAAGAAAAAAAAAAUCAGUAAUGCUUUACAACAAAAGUAAUGUUCGAAAUUGUGCUGUGUGAUUUAUUGUUUGUGAAAUAAUGGAAUCAGCCUGGAAUCAAGCCUUGUUUCCGCUCUUUCAGUCGGCUCAGGUCGGACUCUCUUUCAGCAGGCUGAGUCGAAAUGGAACUCUUUUUUUCGUUUGCACUUAUGUCCAAUAAUUUCACCAGAACAAAUCACCAUUUGUUUGAAAAAAAUUACACGUAACAUCUUUAUCAAGUAACAUUUUCCUGUUGGUUGUAAAGGAAAGUGCUGAAAAGAAUAAAAACAUGCACUGUAUGCUUUUUUUUGUGUAUGUGUUUCCUCUCAUGUACUCCGUCGACCUUUUGCUGUCAUUUGAAUGUGAUAUCUGUUGAAGGGAAAUGGAUAAAGACGUGUGCGAUCUGAAAUUCUCGUCAUUUAACACUUUCACUCAGCCACUUUAACGGUUGUCAGUCGGGAAGGUGGAACUGAAAAUAAGAAAUGCAAAUGUGCACGGUUGGCUGAACUUUCCCUUUCACGGUCAUCUGGUAGAAAUCUUUCAUGUGUGAUUGAUUCGAUACGUUGCUUCUCUUAUGACAUGUCACAUCUCUUAAAAAAAAAAAAGAUUGUCAAGGCAGCGGAUGUAAACAUGUUUUGCUACUUUCACAUUACAGAGGAAACGCUGAAGCCUAAAUAAACUUAAUCCACAUGACUGUUUA